Drosophila ananassae is the source of this 3268-nucleotide messenger RNA. RefSeq names its product E3 ubiquitin-protein ligase RNF13 (gene gzl). Gene Ontology annotation, cellular component: cytoplasm; nucleoplasm. The coding region runs from base 493 to 2136 and encodes 547 amino acids. Lineage: Eukaryota; Metazoa; Arthropoda; Insecta; Diptera; Drosophilidae. The record is from RefSeq and is a predicted model, not a curated record. The transcript has 9 exons.
CAACAAUCGAUGUUUGUCAGGAACACUGUCAUCUCCAACACUUUUGUGUGUGGGAUGCAAAUUCUAAUACCCAAUAAUUAGCGAGCGAACCCAAAGUGGCCCCCUAGAGCGAGUGUCAUGCCCAGGAAAAACUCAUCCAGGCGUCCCUGUUGAAUUCUAACCUGGGCGGAUUUGAACUCCGCAGAUUUAACGCAAAGACAUUAAGGUAAAACGCAAUUAAGCGAUGGCGACGAGUGCUGCUGGGGCGAACGAGUAUUGAAAAGUCGGAUUGGAUAUAUGUAUGAAGGAAUAGUAAUCCCACAAGCAAGUUAAAAACACCAAGCCCAGACCCAGUGAGACAAACAGAAAUCAAGAUCCUGGCACAUAGAUGAGAAAUGCAAAUAGUGCGAAUGGUAAAGAAACAAAGCAGCAGCAGAGGACACCGUGGACUUGAGGAAUAACAGAGUAAAAGAGGACUCUACCGGCAACAGACGUCGUGUCCUGGCUGGCAAAAUGUGUCUGAAAAGCUGCCUCCUAAUCACCCUUAUGGGUCUCAGCCUUGUUUGUAAUGAGGCGACUCUAGUCGAUGGGCAUGUUCUUGUCUUUCGUAGAGUCACAAAUCAGUUGAUUGAAGAGUUUAAUGCCAUGCCAGCGCAAUUCGGUCCACAAUUGGCGUCUAAUGGCAUCAAAGUGUUCGUUGUACCGCCCAUUCCCACCCAAUCCUACGCUUGCGACCACCUGAGUAGGCCACCGCACCUUAAUUAUCCAACCGGCGCUAAAUUUGUGGCUCUAAUAUCACGCGGGGGUGAGUGCACAUUUGAGCGGAAGGUGCGAGUGGCUCAGAACGCCAGCUAUUCUGCUGUGAUUGUUUACAAUAAUGAAGGAGAUGACUUGGAGCAAAUGUCGGCCGAUAAUAGGACUGGCAUCCACAUACCAUCCGUUUUUGUGGGUCACACUUCGGGCAAAGCCCUAGCCUCGUAUUUCACGCCCGAAGUGGUGCUAAUCAUCAACGAUGAGCUUCCCUUCAACAUCAAUACCCAACUAAUAUUACCCUUUUCCAUACUGAUUGGCCUGUGCUUCAUCAUCAUGGUUAUCUACAUGAUCUACAAGUGCAUCAGAGAACAGAGACGUCUGCGUCGCCACCGACUGCCAAAGAGUAUGCUGAAGAAGCUGCCGGUGCUCCGCUACACAAAGAACAAUGUGAACAACAAGUACGACACCUGUGUGAUCUGUCUGGAGGACUUUGUCGAGGACGACAAGUUGCGCGUUCUGCCCUGCUCACAUCCCUACCACACACACUGCAUCGAUCCCUGGCUCACCGAAAAUCGACGCGUUUGCCCCAUUUGUAAGCGCAAGGUUUUUACGAAGGGCGCAACGCGUGUAAGUCGGAGUCGACAGCCUUCUUUGGAUAACGUUACGGACACCGAUGAUGACACGACGCCACUACUGCAGCAACAAUCCAGCACUCGCCAGACGACACAAACAAGCUCCGCAUCUUCAGCGGUGGAUGCUGCUGCUGCUGGUGGUAGCAGUUCAAAUGUGGGUGCGGCAGCUGCUGCCGGAACAACUAGGCACGGCACAUUCCGACGGGGGGAUCCUGGAAGGAAUCCGUUCGAGAACCAAGAGUCCCAAAGUUCGGACGACGAGAAUGCCCUGCUGGACUCGGCUGUGCGUCCGGCCACAUCGUCCGGAGCUCCCCGUGAAAGGAUCAAUCCCUUCGAUCGUGCCCCCAAUUUGCCAGCCAAUUUGGCUGAACAGUUCAAUGGAGGACGUCCAUCGAUCUGGUCCCGAUUCAACUUUAACUUCCUGUUCCGCCGCCAGCCGAAUACGAUUAGUGUUGCGGCGCCACCUUAUCUGGAGCAUGUAGAGUCCGGCACCAGUGCCAUGGGCUUGCCUGUGACGGGGACAGUUGCCGUGGCCGUGGCGGUGGCCACACCCGCCUCGAACAACAUCCUCAAUCCGAAUUUAAGCGGCUCCUUCAAGGACGACGACGAUAUGCCACCGCAUCGCUCCAUCUAUGAACCAAUUGCAAUCAGUACGCCGGCAACGGAGUCGGCGAUGGUCGAUGAUUCGGCGUUCCUGCAAACGCCAACGCAAGGCGGUAUAGGCGUGGCCGCCUUGCCAAAUAGCGGCACCGAUCGCCAGUUUCUCAUAUGAGGGGAUCAGUUCGAUCGCCCCGAGUCCUUAGCCUGUAGGUUGUCACCGAUCCUUAAGCCGAGAAAUGUUGUAUAUGUUUCGGUUAUUACUAGGAACGUUCUUCAAUGUUUUUCGUUUUGGGUUCGCUAUUUAUAUGCUGUCGGCUGCCAGCUGCCAGCUGUCAGCUGCUUUGUUUUAAACAAUUAACUAAUGUUUAUUAUUAAUAUUAAUAAAUAUGUAGCCGAACCUUGUGUUGGCCUGUGCGCAGGACAUCCACAUCCACUACCCCAAGCCCCAAGCCUCCCCACAGACACAACAAACAACACACACAAAACACCCAUACACGUCAUUUAUAUGCGUAUACAAAUUGUGAUUUAUUUUAUAUACAUUUUACAAUUAAACCCAAUCGGCAUACUAGAUAACGCCCCGCCUGCAAACUUCCAAAAAUACAAUAACAAACAAAACACAAAAAAAAAAAAGAAACUAUAAAAGAAUGCGUAAAAUACAUAUAAGAUUGAAUUGUUUACCUGAUUCGGAUUAAUCAAAGAUUUUGUUUUUUUUUUAAUUCUUAUUUAAACACAAAUACACGUUAAACCAACACAGAACCAUUUAACUGAUUUAAGAAAUUAUGUAUGAGUUUAGAUUUUGAAAGCAUUGUUUUAUGAUGAGAUCUGUUAUUCGCGAAACAAAGGAAAUUAAAUCAUAUAAUUGAUUAUGUGGCACUGGCCCUGUAUAUUGUACAUUAUUCUCGAUUUAACUAAUUUUAAGUUUACUAUAUACAUAUAGUGUAUAAUCCCCGAUUUAUGCCCGUUAUUAGGUCAGAGAGCUAGAAAUACUUUCAAAUAUGAUCAAAUUAUAUUUCGAGUCAAUGUCGUUGCCACACUCCAAUAAGAGUAGAAAACUUAAGCGCUAGUUUUGUGAUUCUUUUUCCCCCAAGAAAAUAAAAAAUAAAAAAAACAAAGAUUUAAAAAAAAACACCUAUUAAUUAAAAAAAAGAAAACAACUGAUGAAAAUGUUCACAACAAAACGAAAUCAAUUAGGGCAUAGAUGCAUUCGAAAGUGGAAUAUAUUUAGAGAUGCUGUGGCGCAGUGUAAUUUAAAUUUAAUUUACAUUCAAAUAAUAAAUAAACGUAAUGGAUAUAAACAAACAAAA